Messenger RNA from Ctenopharyngodon idella (grass carp), 3294 nucleotides. RefSeq names its product phenazine biosynthesis-like domain-containing protein 2. The record is from RefSeq and is a predicted model, not a curated record. Gene Ontology annotation, molecular function: isomerase activity. The transcript is spliced from 9 exons. NCBI's taxonomy places the organism in Eukaryota, Metazoa, Chordata, Actinopteri, Cypriniformes, Xenocyprididae. Gene Ontology annotation, biological process: biosynthetic process. Bases 202 to 1062 code for a protein of 286 amino acids. Gene Ontology annotation, cellular component: cytoplasm.
GCCGUUUUAGGCAAUGGUGACAUGAGGUGGAGCAAAAAGAAAAGCGCCCAUUGGAUGUAUAGCAAUAACAAAAUAGAAGUGAGGUUUUAGAUUUAAUAAGUCAGACGAACAGCUGGGAUCUCUACUUUAUUGCAUGUUCAAUAAAGUUAAACUUUUUUGAGACCAGAACUAAAGAGACAAAGACAGCGAAUUUGCCCGACAAUGGAAAUUCCAAUAUUUACUGUUGAUGCUUUUACCAAUGUACCUUUCAAAGGCAAUCCUGCUGCAGUAUGUCUUAUUGAGAAUGAGCUGCAAGAUGAUAUUUAUCAAAGCAUCGCUGCUGAGAUGAAUUUAUCAGACACUGCUUUCAUCACAAAACUAAAGUCUGUGGAUUUUACCUCAGGUGCAAGGUUUGGGUUACGCUGGUUUACCCCCAAAAGUGAGUAUCCACUAUGUGGACAUGCAACCCUGGCCUCAGCAGCAGUGCUCUUUUACCUUAAAAAGAAUGUCAACCCUGUUGUGGUGUUUGAGACUAUGAGUGGGGAGCUUAAUGUGGGCCAGCAUGAAGAAUAUCUAAUAAUGGACUUCCCCUUAAACAAACCAAAGCCCCAGGACCAACAUGAAAUCAAGGAUCUUUUGAAGGCUGCUGUUGGAGACUUACCCAUUCAGGAUGUGUGCUACAGUCCAACCAUUAAAAAUCUAAUGAUUCGUCUAGCUGACACAUGCAACAGGUCUGAUCUUAUAUCUUUGAGGCCAGAGGCAGAGACUCUUGUGAAAAAUGAGACCACUGGUAAGAUUAAAAGUCUCAUCGUUACACUGAAAGGAACACAGACCACUCAGUCUGGAUAUGACUUCUACUCCCGUGUCUUCUCACCCUGGGUUGGUGUCCCUGAAGAUCCAGUCACUGGGUCUGCACAUACAGUCCUUGCUGGCUAUUGGUCGGAGAAGCUGGAGAAAAAGAAAAUGAUGGCUUACCAGUGUUCCAGUCGUGGUGGUGAAUUUAAGCUGGAGAUAAGAGAUGACGGUCGACUGGACAUCAUUGGUCAGGCGCGGAUCAUUCUUCAGGGAACUCUUAAAAUCUAGACAGUCUUGCACAACCGAUUCAUUGAAUUUGCAGAUAGUUUUGAUGGAAAUCAUGUGAAUAUAAUUUCCACUUUAUAUUAGUGUGAUGGUGCAUUCUAAGUUAUGUACCAUUUAAUAACAUUUAUACAACAGUUCGUUCUGGUUCUCGAUUCUGAUUGGCUGAGAGCCUUUUUCAGCUCAGAUCCACUGAUUGCCUAUGGCCAAAUCACAGCCGUGCUGAUAUAGAGCCAUAUUGCACGGCUACGAGUGUGAUAUUGCGUUUAUACAACAGUUCGACAGCGCAAGUGUAAUAAACAACAAUGGUGUCUCUCUCUUGUGCGGCACUACUUCCUUCCGCCACGGAUUCAAAUCUCAAGUUGACAGUUUAACAGUUGAGCCCAAGCCUCCGUUACUAAUUCUGAAACGUCACUUUAGAACUAGUAAAGAAGGAACGCUGAGUUGCUUCAUUGAAUAUUGUAUUUUAUACACAGUUCAUUCUGGUUCGCUAUUCUGAUUGGCUGAGAGCCUUUUCCGAUAUUCUGCUGGGCGAUACCACUUAUUUUGUUUUCGAUACGAUACUGAUACUUUCAAAGGCCAGUACUGUCGAUAUCGAUAUAACUCUAAAGUGAACUUUUAAAUUAUUAUUACAUUUAUUAAAUUAUUAAAUUACUAAGAGUAAAUUGGGUAAUGAUACCCACUUAACAUUAUAUUUAAAAGGCAUUUUAACAUUCAAUACGCCUUAAUUGCAAUUUAUUAGAUUAUAUUUCUAUUUACACAUGGUUAAAAUAUGUCAAGUUGGAGGUACAUAUUUACAUAUAUGUAUAUAUAAAACAUAUUUAGAUGUUUAACUAAAACAUAAUUUUAUUGUGUUAGUCCUUAACAUGUCAGGUGGUAAUCAGCAAGAAAUACCUUAAUUUUUUAAUUAAUUAAAAUUAUUCAUAAAUGAAGUGGAAAAACUCAACCCUGUCACAAGUUUACAACCCUGAAACAAUGAGAAAUACAUACAUAUGUGACAGGGUUGAGUUGUUUUGCUCAAAAUGGCCACUGCUCCUUGUGUAUUGUAGCAGAGUAGAGCAUAUAUUUUGAGAUGGGAUUUUAAAUCAUUUGGUGUCCAAGUGAUGUUGACUGCCACCUUGUGGUACAAUACUGGAUUUUACUGUGGAGUCAAGAAUAAAACAGAUAAAGUUUAUAAAAUGUAUUUUAUUUAUUUCUCUGAACACUCACCCCCCACCCCCUUCAUAUCUGAAAAGAUUACCCAUUUUCAAGAAUUCCUAUUUUCAACAAUGUUCCUACAAUCCUGCAGAAAAAAGUGAAUCUUGAGCACGGUGAUUUGCCUUAUGGAUUAAAUUAACAUGACCUGUGGCUAGUCUAACUAGAUAAGAUUUUUUUGUUUAAUAUAUAUAUUAAUGGUCCCUGUUAUCUAAACAAGUCGUUUUUGUAGAAUGCUCAAAGAAUAUAACAUUACGAAUUUCUUCUUUUUAAGAGUCCUGAUACAAGGCUUUACUAAAAAAAAAAUAAAAAAAAUCACACAUUCUGACAUAAUAAAUAAAGGGAUUCUGCAGGUUUUACGAAGGUAAACUUAAGACUUGAAGUCUUGUUUUCUGUGAAACUGAACAAAAUAAAGUGAGUUUAUGAUUUAAAACAAGAACAAAUAUCUGCUAAUGGGCUCAGAAAAAUGAACUUAAAGGGAUAGUUCACCCAAAAAUGAAAAUUGUCAUUAUUUACUCUCCUUCACGUUGUUCUAAACCUGUAUAAAUUUCUUUGUUCUGCUGAAGACAAAGGAAGAUAUUUGGAAGAAUGUCAGUAACCAAACAGAUCUCACAUUGACUAAGUAUUUAUUUUUCCUACUAUGGUAGUCAACUGGGGGCGAGAUCUGUUUGGUUUGGACAAUCUUCCAAAAGUCUUCCUUUGGGGGGGUGGGGGGUGAACUAUCCCUUUAAUUCAAAGGAAAGUUUUCAUAACUCAUAGACAGAUAUUUAGUCUUGUUUUAAGCAUGAACUCACUUGAUUUUGUUCAAUUUUUCCAAAACAUUUUACAUUUGUAUCUCAAAUUUAAUUUGAUUUAAAAAUGUUUAGAUUUGUUUUAUUGGAAAACAAGACAAGAAUAAUAAGGAAGAUGUUCAUUUUUCAUAAUGCAUGCAAGAUUUAAUGCCAUGGCUUCAUGAAUUUAAGAUUUUUUGACUUUUUUUAAGGCCUUAAUUUGUGAAAGGGUGAAUUAAGACGUAAGACCCGCAGAAACCCUGUAAAUUGCUAA